UGCGCACGCUCCGCCAUGGCUGUGGUAGCAUUGCCGCUCCUGUUGCUGCUGUUGUUGGCGUCGCCGGCUGCCCCAGCGCCAGCGCGCGACCCCUUCGCCCCGCAGCUCGGGAACACGCAAAGGUGCCAGCAGCGGUGUCGCCAGCGCCAUCCAGGCCCGCCACCCGUUCAGCCUGAGCCAGAGGGCCCCUCAGAUUCCUUUAAUAACAAGGUGGUCCUCAUCAGUGCUUGUGAGCGCGGCUGUCGCCUUUUCUCCAUCUGCCGGUUUGUGGCCAGAAGCUCUAGGACCAAUGCCACAGAGACAGAAUGCGAAGCAGCCUGCACUGAGGCUUACGUGAAGGCUACAGAGCAACGGGCCUGCAGCGAGGGAUGCUGGGGCCAGAGCCCUGAACCUGAGACCCAACUGGAGCAGAAGAAAACGGCACAGCCCAGUGGGUCUCUGUCCCUGCUGGAAUUAUUUUCUACACUCUGCAGCGACCUCAUGAGUUCCGCCCAGGGCUUUGUGUCCUCCACCUGGACAUACUCCCUUCAGACAGACAACCGGAAGGUGGUGGUGUUCCAGACCCAACCUGUGGUAGAGAGCUUUGCACUCCAAGGCAGCCGCCUACAUCAAGUGGAGAUGACCUGGAGGGGGUCCCACCCCGAGGCCCUGGAGGUGCACAUGGACCCCCUAGGCCUUUUGGACAAAGGGAGAGCUAAGACCCGAGCGAAGACCAGCAAAGUCAGCGUGGAGUCUGAGGACCAACAAGAGAAUGACCUGCUCAGCUGCAUGUCCCGGCGCUCUGGGUUACCUCGGUGGGUCUUGUUCUGCUGUCUCUUCCUAUCCAUCCUGGUUAUGCUGUGGCUGAGUUGCUGUACCCUGGUCACCACACCUGGCCAGCACCUCAAGUUCCAGCCACUGACUGUGGAGCAACAUAAGGGUCUCCUGGUGGAGUCAGACUGGCCUUUGUACCCUCCCACGCCAACUGUCUAUGAGGACAGCCCCCCGCCCUACAAGUUGAAGCUAGAUUUGACAACGCUGUAAUCUUCAGCCUGUUUCUAAGUGCAAGGGGUCCCUCCACAUUUGUUCACUCUGCACCCGGAAGUCCAAGGUUAGGGUGGGGACCAGACUUGGCCUCACUCUCCCCCACCCUCCUUCCCUCUCUUGCCAGCAUACCCUUCAGUUCCCUUGAGACAGGGGACCUGACUGGCUGGGGAGGGUGGGAUUUGGCCUCUCUGCCCCUACCACCUUGCUUUCUUUGGGGCUGGCUUUUUGGCUUUUCUCACAUGCUCUGGCUAUGAA
This is a messenger RNA of Phodopus roborovskii (desert hamster), 1281 nucleotides long. It is a transcript of the gene Tmem59l, whose product is annotated as transmembrane protein 59 like. Lineage: Eukaryota; Metazoa; Chordata; Mammalia; Rodentia; Cricetidae. The transcript is spliced from 8 exons. The coding region runs from base 16 to 1023 and encodes 335 amino acids. The record is from RefSeq and is a predicted model, not a curated record.